CACUGAGAAAGACUCGACACCUUUCAGGGCCGUUGCCGCUGAAAUAAACCCGAUGUCUAUUGCUAGCGAUUUCUGAACUGGCGUUUAUGCGGGAGGUUAAAGCACACAGAUAACAUGCCGUGGACAUAUCUUCUUUUAUAUAUUUUGGCUUCUUUCACUCCCUUUGUGACGGCUGGUGCUCAAUGCAAGACAGAAGUCAGUAUUCCUGGUAUGGCUCUCGAUGGUUUCGUCUUCAAAGUAAUAUCCGUAACAGCCCCACGUCAAUGUGAUAUCCGUUGCGAAAGAGAAAUCAAAUGUCAAAGUUUUAACUACGUCAUAGGGGAGAAAGUCUGCGAAUUGAAUAACCGCACCAAGGAGGCGAGGCCCCUAAAUUUCCGCGCUGACCCUACACGGUUUUAUAUGCGACGUUUUGUCGGCAGAGUUCCCUUGGGUUCCGUACCUGAAUUACCAGCGAUAUCUUGCCAGGAAAUAGAGGCGAGUGAAGGCAAAUACAACAUCAGCAACAAGCACUGGUUGGAUAGCAGUUUGACGGGACAGGCAGAGUUGGUUGAUUGUAGUGACACAGUGAAAGAUUGUGACGCUAAUCCUUGUAAAAACGGUGGAACUUGUGUAGAAGUACCCAGUAGAAAAACCUACAAAUGCAACUGUACGGAUGCAUUCACAGGCAAAAACUGUUCAGAAUCAACAACCGUCGCGCAGAGUACGGACGCAUCCCCAACUGUUGCAAGUCUUGAUAGAGGCAAUGGACAACCUCAAAAUGAAAAUGACCAAAACUUUGAGCUUAUAUUCAGAAAAACUCAACAUACGAGCUAUGUGAAACACGAUAUGAAUAACAAGUGGGUUUCACACUUUACCGUCUGUGCCUGGAUACACACACCAGAUUUACAACAGAGCCAAGAGAUGACUGUGAUAAGUAUUUUGAACGAGAAGAAUGGCGGCAGCCACAACGUUGUGAGAUUGAGAAUCGACGGAGAAGGCAACAUCUAUUUUUCAUUUGGAAGUGACAGGACCUCCCUUUCCAACGUAUUCGCUACCAGUUCUCCGAAGGAUGAAAUGGUCUUCCUCUGUGUUCGUAUCCAACCUGACCAGUCACCUAAAAUGGAAGCGAUUGUAAAUGCAAAUUUCGGUUCAAAAAAGACCAGCGACGGAGUUAAGUACGAAAACGUUCAGUGGACUCAAGUAAUCGUCGGACAAAAUCAGGGCAAUGACGGUACUAUUACAAACGACACCCCAUUCUAUGGAAGGAUUUCGAACUUAAACAUCUGGUUUAACUCUCUCACUGAUGCCCAAAUUACAAAUUGGUUCAACAGAGGUCGGAAAUAUAACGGACCUAACAUCCUUAAAUGGCCAGAACUUGGUUUUUCCAAGAGAUUUGGAGACGUUCAUUUUGUAAAGGUCACUUCUGCUGGAGACGUAAAGUGGCGUGACGUUUUGGAUAGUGAGGUGGAUGUACAAACAACAAAUAAUGUUUCGGCGACGAAAUCUUUUGAAAGUGGAUCUGGAGUAGUUAUCGAAGUUGAGCGUCAGUCACCAGUCUCUUGUAGUAAUGCAACUGAUUCGGCCACAGUUGACGGCGUGUUGAUAUCUGUAUCUGGAAGCUGGAAAAGAAUCAAAUACAAGCAGACGUUCAUGGGAACUCAGAAAUGCUUUGCAAUUUUUGGAAGCGUUCCUAACUGGGCCUCUGGUAUAUUCAAUCCCAAUGUUAUGGAAUUCGACCUUGAUUUCGAUGAACUUUGGAAAGAAGAAUAUCUUGACCCAAAUGGUAAUCAUUUCGAUGGCGUGAAUGCUUUGUGCGGUGAUGAACACUUUUGGAUGGUAAAUCAACCAAAUACUCCGGUAGCCGGAGUCAGUCUAAGACGAAAGAGCGGCGGGGCGAUUGCCGGGAUAUCCACCUUUGGCAAGUGUGGGAUGUUCAAGUUCAAGAUUUCUGAUAUUCGUGUUCUGGAAUAAAAAUUCUGUAUCGAGUCCUGGCUAAUCCAAGUUGUUAUUGGCGACACAAGUUGCGGUCCUCUCCCAGCUGAUGCUUGUGAUGUCAUGACAGAAUGUCACGUGGCAUCCCAAACAAAGGCUUCGAAGCAGAAUAAACACGUAAUUGCCUUUAGCGCCUUUGACUGGCUAGGACUUGAGCCUGCGAUUAAUCGAUAAGUUUGUGCAGUUAAAUCACCUUUUAAGCACAACAGCACUAUGACAGUAAACUGCAUAAGAAGCAGAGCUGGAUAUUACUUUACGUUGAAAUAAUUAGAGUGUUUGCUAUUUUAUAGACACUGAUAGUCGAAUGAACACAAACUGUUGAGGGAAGACGAUCAAGAUCUCACAUUUAGCUUGUUUUCACUCGUUCUAAGGCCGUUUUUUUCACAUCUAAUUAUAAGAAUUAACACAACAAACAGCCUGUGGCUAGAAGUAGUCAUGUUCUCACUUCACUUUAGAGGCGAAAACGGGAAUAUAUGAAUAAGUUGCUGGGUGUUCUACUGCCGUUGUAAUAU
Molecule: messenger RNA, 2483 nt
Organism: Pocillopora verrucosa
Lineage: Eukaryota; Metazoa; Cnidaria; Anthozoa; Scleractinia; Pocilloporidae
Source: RefSeq, a predicted model, not a curated record